AUGCCGGAAACGCAGCAGACACAACGGAUCCAGAUGACAACAGGCACGAGAAUAUAUAUGCCAACGAGUCCGUUCGGUGCCCGUGGGGGGGUCGGCGAGGAGGAGGUACUCGACAAAUUUGUUGGAGGGGAAGAGGGGAAUCUGCAAAUUGAGAGAAAAACGGGGACACAGCAUGGAGAUUUUGCGAGUUGGGAUAGGUUUCGUGGCUGGACAGCUCUAGGAGACAUUGUGUCCAUCCUUGACUUCGUCCUUUUUGUCAUCUUCACUUCUACCAUUGCUACUCGGUUCAUUCUCUUUCCCCAAUCCCUGAUGUUUCUCUCUCCCACCCCACCGAGUCCCUCUUUUUUCCGACUUUCUGGAUAUCGUUCGUCAACAUUCUCUCACAGAUUCAAUCCUACGGCGUGCCAAAAUGCGGAUGUAGGUAACAGGGAAGGCCCGUCAAUCACUCUUCCUGAUUAUCCCAAGUCACCUGGCAACUUGUCCUAUCUUCUUCGCGAAAGACUUGUAGAUGGGCACUGGCUUGUAGUGGUCAUGCGGGUACUAUUCUGGGCCUACGCCGCCACAACUUUCUCCGUGGCAGUUGGCCAAUAUUUUUUCCUCUUCACCGGAAGACCCUUGACCAUCCAAGGAAUGACACCAGCCUGGAUCCUCCCCAUGCUCCCCAUUAUGCUGACUGUUACCAUCGCGGCGCUGAUGGGCAAAUGUCAGCUGUUGAAUUACGCUCUGCCGAUCCUGGUAGCAGGCGCCACAUUUCAAGGCCUAGGAAUGCUAAUCUCCAUAUUCAUGUAUAGCAUCUACCUCUCCAGACUCAUGACACAAGGUCUCCCUAAGCCAGACCUACGACCAGGUAUGUUCAUCGCCGUAGGCCCACCGUCCUUCACCGGCUUCGCCCUGCUCAGCAUUUCUAACGACCUCUUUGAUAUACACCCGUCCUACACCACCUUACAACACGUAAUCCAUCCCGAGUUCAUCGCCGACAUCUUCCACAUCGUGGCCCUCUCAACCACCAUCUUCCUCUGGGCAACGGCCUUCUGGUUCUUCAGGAUAGCGCUGGUAGGCGUCAUCCACGGCGCCUUCUUUACGAAGGAGGGGAUGGGCUUCCACCUGGUUUGGUGGGCUUUCAUCUUUCCCAACGUGGGCUUUACGGUCAUCACGAUUGAUACGGGGAACGCUCUGAUGAGCGAGGGGAUCAGGUCGGUCGCGAGCGUGAUGACUCUUUUACUAGUCGCGACUUGGCUGUUUGUCGGGGGGCUCACAUCCGAGCGGUGUGGAAGAAGGAAAUCCUGUGGCCAGGGAAAGACGAGAAUCGCGAUCAGCAAAGAGGCCAUAUGGUUGCUUCAUGUUUUCACAUCGGAUUUGACUGCUCGGUAA
Molecule: messenger RNA, 1371 nt
Organism: Drepanopeziza brunnea f. sp. 'multigermtubi' MB_m1
Lineage: Eukaryota; Fungi; Ascomycota; Leotiomycetes; Helotiales; Drepanopezizaceae
Biological process (GO): malate transmembrane transport
Cellular component (GO): membrane
Molecular function (GO): malate transmembrane transporter activity
Source: RefSeq, a predicted model, not a curated record